Lagenorhynchus albirostris (white-beaked dolphin) is the source of this 1724-nucleotide messenger RNA. It is a transcript of the gene INAFM2, whose product is annotated as InaF motif containing 2. The transcript is spliced from 2 exons. NCBI's taxonomy places the organism in Eukaryota, Metazoa, Chordata, Mammalia, Artiodactyla, Delphinidae. The record is from RefSeq and is a predicted model, not a curated record. Bases 498 to 962 code for a protein of 154 amino acids.
CGCGGCGCCCGCCUGCAGACCGCCUCCCCGUGCGGUACUUCCGGACCCCGCCGUCGCCCUUUUAAGAGGCAGCCCCCAGCAGCGCCCUCUCCCGCCCCUUGUUGCCGGCGCGAGAGGCGGGGGAGCCGGGCAGGAGAAGAGAGCGCUGUCCGCGCGGCCACUGGAGACCGGGCGGCCGGCGGCCGGGCAGGCGGCGGCGGCGGCGGAUGGGGACUCGGAGCCGGGCGACUGUGGCGGCUGUGGCUGUGGCGGCGGCGGGGAAGCAGCUGACGGGCCGGCGGCGGCGGCGGCGCUGGCGGCGGUGACUGGUCCAGGCCCCGGCGGCGGCUGCAGCGACACGGUGGCGGGCUGCGGGCUGGCGGCGUGAGGAGCGGCGGCGGAGAGCCGAGUGGCCGGGAACCGAGGGCACCGGGCCGCCCCUUGCCCAGUCCUUGCAGGCCGCCAGGCCCCCUCCAGCCGGGGCCGUGGAGCACCGGGGCAAAGGCCGGGGCCCUCCCAUGAAGGAGCGCGACGCGGCCCCGGCCGAGCGGGGCAAGCCGGCCACCUACACCGGGGACAAGAAGGCGAAGAUGGCGGCCAAGACCAACAAGAAGUGGGUUCGACUCGCCACCGUGUUCGCUUACGUGCUCUCGGUGUCGCUGGCCGCCAUCGUGCUCGCCGUCUACUACAGCCUCAUCUGGCAGCCGGUGGGCGCCGGGACCUCGGGAGGAGCCGCCGGCCCGCCCCCCGGCGGCUCCAACGCCACCGGCCCGUCCGGGACUUCAGGGGCGGCGGCUGCGGCGGGGCCCAACACCACGGGGUCGUCCCGCCGCGAGGCGCCGCGCGACGCGCCCCCGCUGCAGGCGGCGCGGCCCGUGUCUCCUGAGCCUUCUGCCGACAGACCCCUGGCCGGGCCGCUGGAGCAGCCGCAGGGGGCCGAGGAGGACGAGAAGGAAGCGGCGGCGGCGCCCGGGAGUCGUUGAACCCCUCCGUGCCAGGGGUGGCCGGAAACCAUCCUCCCCAAGCCCGGAGGCAGGACUUUGCAGCAGGACCGGGCGGGGAGCCCGCGGAGUGACCCCCGCGGGAGUGAACGCCUCCCUUCCCCCGACGAUCGCGCGCUCGCCGCAGGGGCGAGGGGCCUGAAGUCGGAUCUUCAGCCAAGGGACCACGAUUCUCCGGGGGUUCGGUGUUUUGUCUUCCUAGGACCGUGCUGCGCCAGGGCCCUGAGCCAUAAGGGGGAUGGGGGGGGCGGUGGGGAGAUCCCAGCACCGAACCCUUCUGCGCCGCUAGCUCUUCGGUAUCUUACGUGGAGGGGUGACUCGGGCUUUCCCCCAAGACUCAGGGGAAGGAGGGAGCUGUAGGGGCUCUUCUUUAAUAAGCCGAAGCUCUCGCAAGGAGGAGGGCACCAAAAGUAGUGGAGCUCAGAAUCCUUUGAACUUGCAAGAGAACAUCUGGGAGUCCAAUCCCCUGUCCCCAUCCUGACCCCUGCAGUCUGGACUGUUUAAUCCACGUUGGGAUGGAUCAGAGUCUAGAGAAACCACUCGUGGAUCCAGCUGCUGGUCGGUCUCCUGACUCUCUGACGCCUUCACUGGAAUUGGGACAUUAGCUCCAGCUCUAGCUGUGAGUGUGACCAGAGACAUUAUUUAUAAUCCAGCCAUUUAAGAUAUACCUGUACUCAAAAAGUCCUGUAUAUUUUUUAAAAGUUUUAUUUUUCAGGUGAACAAAAAUACAUUCUAAGAACUCUA